AGAUCAAACAAUUCAAACAUGUUCGCCAAGAUCACAAUCGUCGCCUGUUUUUUGGCUAUGGCCAACGCAGGUGCCAUUGGGCUAGCACCGCAAUACUCGUAUUACCAGCCUGAAGCGCUAACCUCAACCCAGGACAACGUUUUAAGAAGCCCAGGAAAUUUGGCCCAAAUUUCACACCAGAGCAAAACUAUUCAAACACCCUUCUCCAGCAGCAGCAAAUAUCAGACCCAAGUAUCAAACCCAUCAGUUAUUGCACACACUGCCCCCAUCUAUGCUCAAACUUACGCCGCAGCCCCAGUUGCCCAAUAUGCCCAAUAUGCUGCCCCAGAUCCAAUUGUCAAAACUGUGCAGCCAGCUCUCUACUCCGCUCAGUAUGCUGCCCCAGUUGCUCACGCUGCCCCAGUUGCCCAUGCCAGUCUCUUGGGCGUUGCAUACUCCCCCGCUGUACAGGUUUCUCACAUGACCUAUAGCAGUCCCUUCGGAGUCUACUCUUAUUAAUUUCGACUCUACAACCUCACAUGUAAUUAAUAAAUUGUAUUUA
Messenger RNA from Belonocnema kinseyi, 541 nucleotides. RefSeq names its product cuticle protein 76-like. The record is from RefSeq and is a predicted model, not a curated record. The coding region runs from base 19 to 498 and encodes 159 amino acids. The transcript is spliced from 2 exons. Lineage: Eukaryota; Metazoa; Arthropoda; Insecta; Hymenoptera; Cynipidae.